UGAUGACUCACCGCAGUUCAGCCCCCCUCACCAGUGCAGCCUUCCUCAGUGGUGGCCAGCAAGUCGCACUGGGCACCAUGACUGGACAAGUAUUUAUUCAUGAUCUGCGCAGUCUUCGCACACCCUUGGCUACCAUCUCGGCUCAUACAAAGGCUGUUACCAGUAUCAUUGUGCAGCCAGCAACGCGAACAGCAUCUGAAAGCAGUGCUGGUGGUGUGAAGAAGAACACUAGGCAGAAGAACAAUAUAGAAGCCCUAACAUCUCACAAAACAUCCAAAUCAUGCUCAGACCAGCCAUCUGAGGGGUCACAAGUGGAUGCAAGUGUCAGAAGAAAACCACUUUGGCUCCAGGAACUUCAGUGGAUCCUUCUCAUGAUGUGUUGUCACCUGAUGUUUUUUCUCCAAUCAGGUCCACAGAGAACCCGGUGAAGGUGAAUAUUGAACAAGUUAAGAAGUUUUCCUCCUUGGAACGACAUGGUUCAAGAGAUUCUCUUGGUAUGGAUGAUGUUUUAUCUCCAGUUCGGCCAAUAAUGCAUGCUCCAGAAGCAGUUGUUUCACCUCACACUUUAGUUGUAACAUCUCACAACCUAGAUGAUGAUAUCUUUUCUCCAGUAAGAGGAGCAUCAAGUAAUACAGGACUGCCAAAGAUUUCUGCUGGAAUAUUGGAAUCCUACAGAGGACAUGAUUGUGAAGAUGAUCUACUAUCUCCAAUCAGAUACAGAAGUAAUUUCAGGCAGCAGUCUGGUAGUACAGGAAUUGCAUCACCAAAUAUCCCCAGAUUACUACUAGUGAUGACUUAUUUGAAGAAUUACCCAUUCCUCAGAAUGAAAAUUCUAAAGACAAAGAAAAUGUCCAACCCUCAGAUGCAGGCAAACUAAACAAUAACGCAAAUG
Penaeus indicus is the source of this 892-nucleotide messenger RNA. RefSeq lists its product as uncharacterized. The coding region runs from base 497 to 877 and encodes 126 amino acids. The transcript is spliced from 6 exons. The record is from RefSeq and is a predicted model, not a curated record. Lineage: Eukaryota; Metazoa; Arthropoda; Malacostraca; Decapoda; Penaeidae.